AUGGGGACCAAUAGCAAAUUCAAAGUUGUGAUCGGGGGCGGCAGCAUUACUGGCCUAACGCUGGCGAAUAUGCUACAGCUCUACGAUAUCGACUUCGUAGUCCUCGAAUCUUACUCGGAUAUUGCACCACAGGUCGGUGCAAGCAUUGGUAUGCUUCCGCAUGGAAAUCGCAUUCUGGACCAACUCGGCCUCUACCAGAAGCUCUUGGAGCUUAGCCCCCCGCUCGACUCCUUUCACUUUCGUGAUCACACGGGCAAAAUAUUGUGCGAGUUCCGUGGCAUGAAUCACUCCAUGGGCGAGAGGCACGGCUAUCCUAUCAUCUUCUUAGAUCGCCAAAUGGUGCUCAAAUUGUUGUACGAGAAUAUCAGGGACAAAUCAAAGAUCCUCACGAACAAACGCGUUAAAAACGUCAGAAUUACUGACGAUGGAGUCCUCGUCAAUACUGCUGACGGUUCUUCUUACCAAGGUGACAUUCUCGUCGGGGCUGAUGGAAUUCAUAGCACUGUGAGGACGGAAAUGUGGAACAUUGCGAAUAAGAUGGCCCCUGGUUGGUUUCCAUCCGACGAGCAUAAUUCUGUUCCUGUUGACUAUGGCUGCAUUUUCGGAAUCUCCAACCCUUGCCAGGGUAUCGAACCCGGCGCAUCGAAUUCUGUUUUCAAGAAACACGCGUCUUACAUUGUUAAUGGUGGUGCCGAAGGUCGUGUUUACUGGUUUUACUUUUUCAAGUUGGCAAAGAGAGCUUACGGCGAAGACAUUCCAUCAUACACCAAAGAGGACGAAAAGAAAAUCCUAGCGGCGCGGGAAAACGACAAUAUUACCCCCACCUUGAAAUUUAAGGACAUCCUGGACAACAAGAUAACUUCUGUAUUGGUACCUUUGCAGGAGUAUGUGUUCAAACGUUGGUACUUCAAGCGAAUCAUAACCAUUGGUGACGCCGCACACAAGUUCCACCCCAUAGCAGGGCAUGGAGGUAAUGCAUGUGUUGAGUCUGCAGCAACACUGGUCAACUCGCUCCGAAAUGCACUUGCAAAUUCACGACAUGCGAAACCUACAUUGAAACAGAUUGAGCAGGUUUUUGCAAGAACCCAAGAUAUUCGACAAGCAAGGACAACGACGCUCAAGGAGCAUUCGCAUGAACAGCAACGAACCGAAUUGCUCGAUACACCUUUUCAUCAAUUUAUUGCCUUUCAUAUACUUCCGAAGACUGACACUGAGGACGUAACCUUCAAUUUUUCCCGCAACAUGCCGCUUUCCGAGAAGCUGGAUGACCCGCAACUGAAGUCGAAGGACAGACUUGUGCCAUACAAGGAUGAGCUUCUCAGCACUCCCACUUCUAGAGGUAUCAAAAAAUGGUACUUCAUCAUGAUUUAUCUAUCUAUCGCUGCGAUGGUCCAUUACGGCAUGUGGGUUCAUUCUGCACAUUAUGGCCUUGGCAAACACCUGGAAAACAUUAUCAAAACAGGGAAGUACUCUUACGACCCAAACUUUACUCUCAAACGUACAUACAUCGGAGUCAAGCCCAUUGAUGACUACCUGGUGUUUUUAGCGGCAGUGUAUAUGCCGGGCUUGAAAAGAUGGGAACACAACUUCGCGAACAUUCAAAUGUAUUUUCUUGGAAUGCUCGUUCAACCAAUCGCCAUUUGGUCAGUCGAAGCAUACCGCAAACGCAAUGCGCUAACACCAUUGACAUUGAUCACGAUCUGGUUCACACUUGUCCAAUGGGCAGGAAUCGGAAUCUAUAUGCCGAUUUACUACGCCAUCUACACCUACGUAUCUGAGCCGGAAACCUACUGGUGGCCUCUCAAUCGCGAGGUCAGAGUUCAAUAUGCGAAGUCGCUUACAUGGGCUGUCAUGAUCGGCUAUACUCUACCAACAUUCUUAAUGUUCUCGCCUUGGAAGGAUCCAAACACCUUGCAGGUAUUUGAAGCCCUCUGGCAAAUUUCGCCAAUGCUAGUACCGCUCCUCGGAAACGUUCUUGGACUUGCUUUCGCAAAGUGUUACAAUCUCAAACCCCGCUCGCCAAAAGCCAAAGAAGCUUUUGCAGACGUGACGCAUCUCAAGAACCUCUAUCUCAUUACAGGUACUCUUGGUUUCGUUUUGCACGUGUUUUGUAUCACCAAGAUCCUGUCUUCGCCAGACUCGAGCUUGAAAUCAGUCUUCUGGCCCGAUUUUGCGGCAACGCCGAAAGGUCUUGGGGAAGGUCUGAGUUCCAUCUUUUUGGCAGAUUUCUGGGGUUUCUUCAUUGCUACGUACGUGUGGUUGUGUAUGGCUGUGUGGGACUUAAAGCGUGUUGGACGAACGGUCGUCAGCGUCGGGAAAGCCUCGACCCUAAUUGCCUUAGGUUUCCUCGUUGUGGGACCCGGCGCAACUAUGUCGGCGGUCUGGUCUUGGAGAGAGGAUCUUUUGGCUACCACUUGCUUUGCUGGACGAUUGAACUGA
Messenger RNA from Aaosphaeria arxii CBS 175.79, 2439 nucleotides. Its product is annotated as FAD-binding domain-containing protein. The coding region runs from base 1 to 2439 and encodes 812 amino acids. The transcript has 5 exons. The record is from RefSeq and is a predicted model, not a curated record. Gene Ontology annotation, molecular function: FAD binding. Lineage: Eukaryota; Fungi; Ascomycota; Dothideomycetes; Pleosporales.